GUCUUUUUCACCACUUGGGUGCAUAGAAAAUUUCAAGAAGACGAAGACCAAGUCUGCUUCAAUUUUCAUAUUGGAUUAAAAUUUAGAGAAGAUUUUGAAGAUAUCGAAUGUUCUUUAUUAAUAAUAUAUUGUGAUAUGAGUUUACACACGAUUCGUGAUUGAUUUGAAUGGAAAGAAUCGUGAAGGUUCAGUAUAACCAAUAUUGCCAAGAGAAUUAGCAUACAUCGGCACCAUCACAGAGAAACAUAACAUGAACAACGAUGCCACCAGCACGUCCUGGAAGUCUUAAGGAUCCGGAAAUUGCCGAUCUUUUCUAUAAACAUGAUCCAGAAAAAAUAUUCGAGGAUUUGCGUGAAAUUGGUCAUGGCUCGUUUGGCGCUGUUUAUUAUGCACGAUGCAACCUCACCAAAGAAAUCGUGGCCAUUAAAAAGAUGUCCUAUUUGGGCAAACAAAGCCUUGAAAAAUGGCAGGAUAUUCUUAAAGAAAUCAGAUUUCUUCGUCAAUUGAAUCAUCCGAACACCAUUGAGUAUAAGGGUUGUUAUUUACGUGAAUCAACAGCGUGGCUUGUAAUGGAAUAUUGUGUAGGUUCGGCUUCAGAUAUUAUAGAAGUACAUAAGAAACCUUUACACGAGAAUGAAAUUGCUGCGAUAUGUGAUGGCGUUUUGAAUGGCUUGAGUUACUUACACAGUUUGGGGCGAAUACAUAGAGACAUAAAAGCAGGAAAUAUUCUACUCACCGAUAAUGGUAUUGUCAAAUUGGCGGAUUUUGGAAGCGCUGCUAUCAAGUGUCCAGCUAACAGUUUUGUGGGCACCCCGUAUUGGAUGGCCCCGGAAGUAAUUCUAGCUAUGGAUGAGGGACAGUAUGAUGGCAAAGUUGAUGUGUGGUCCUUGGGUAUUACUUGUAUUGAAUUGGCUGAACGGAAACCUCCAUAUUUCAACAUGAAUGCAAUGUCUGCUCUUUAUCACAUUGCUCAAAAUGAUUCACCAAAUUUAUCCAAAAAUGAAUGGUCCGAUACAUUUUGCAAUUUUGUUGAGCUGUGUCUAAAAAAAAUGCCCGUGGAGCGACCUUCGUCAACGAAACUUUUAAAACACGAAUUUUUGACACAGCCGCGCUCAGAUAUUGUGCUGUUGGAAUUGAUUGCGCGUACAAAAGCGGCCGUGCGUGAAUUGGAUAAUUUGAAUUAUCGUAAAAUGAAAAAAAUACUAAUGGUAGAUACCUGCGAGACUGAGAGCGCCAUUGGCGAUACGGAUGAUACCCAGGAUGAACAUGCUGGCGGUGAUAGCAGUAAGAGUAAUAGUAUUACUUCAGAACACUCCAUACAUUCGGUGGGUGUGUCGGCGGCCAGUAGUCAAGUAAGCUCUUCGUCGAAUUCUAUUCCCACCACACAAAAUCAUUUAUUGACGCAACAGCAACAUAUUGCUGUGAAUUAUCAACAACAAGCGGCGGCGGCAGCAGCAGCGGCUGCAAGUAGUGCUGCUGCACGAAAUUCGUCACGACAAAGAAAUCUGCCGCCACUUCCUAACAUAAUGCACAAUAUGAACAAUAAUGUUACACCAACAAAUUCAACUUCGGUUGUGCCAGCGCCUAUAAUGCCUGUAUCGUCAACCAGUCAUUCAGCAGGAGGUGGUUCACCUGCUUCUACAGCGAAUAUGGGUACAGGCAUGCUAUCUCAAAGUAGCGGUGUUUGCGUGGGCAGUGCGGGCGGUGCCGGCGAUCGUAUGCCUCGCUUUUUGUCAUCACCUGCCACCGCAGCAGCAGUAUAUGCAGCAUCGUCACAAGUCAACGAGCAUGGUCCCAACAAUUUUGCGACUAUUCGCACUACAAGUAUUGUAACAAAACAACAGAAGGAACAUAUGCAGGAGGAAAUGCAUGAGCAAAUGUCUGGCUAUAAACGAAUGCGACGCGAGCAUCAAGCUGCGUUGGUGAAGCUCGAGGAGAGGUGUAAAUUGGAAAUGGAGGCUCACAAGGGCGCAUUAGACAAAGAAUAUGAUAAUCUGUUAUACAACUUUACACGAGAACUGGAGCGUUUAGAGGCGAAACAUCAGCAGGACUUGGAACGACGUCCAAAGCAAACAACCGCAUCAGAGAAGAAACUAUUUAAGGAGAUUUCAUUGAAACAAGAAAGUGAACGCAAAGCCUUCGAUUUGAAUCGUAAAAAGGAAUACAAGGCUAAUAAAGAGCGAUGGAAACGUGAACUAUCGAUGGAUGAAUCGACACCCAAACGUCAACGUGACCUGACGUUGCAAUCACAGAAAGACAACUUGAAGCAAGCGGAAGCGCAAGAGGAACAACGUUUACUGCGAGUACAAAAACAGUACAUUGAUUUGGAAAUGCGAAAGUUCAGGAGGAGACGCCUAAUAUCUCUGCACGAGCUCGAAGAUCAGUUAUUGCGUGAUGAAUUAAGCAAAAAGCACCAUCAGUUGGAGCAAGCGCAUGCUAUUCUGCUCAAACAUCAUGAAAAAACACAGGAACUAGAAUAUCGUCAACAAAAAAGUGUACAUCAGCUUCGCGAGGAACAGAUAAAUACUCAGCACGAUACGGAACUGAAGAAUCAAAAUGACUAUAUGGAACGCGUUAAAAAAGAACUUUUGAGGAAGCACGCACUUGAAAUCAGACAACAUCCCAAAAGUUUGAAGCAAAAAGAGUUGCAAAUCCGCAAACAAUUCCGGGAAACUUGCAAAACUCAAACAAAACAAUAUAAACGCUAUAAGGCACAAAUUCUUCAGACAACACCAAAAGAGCAACAGAAGGAGGUUAUAAAACAAUUAAAGGAGGAGAAGCAUCGAAAACUAACACUUCUCGGUGAACAGUACGAACAAAGCAUCGCUGACAUGUUCCAAAGUCAGAGUUAUAAAUUGGAUGAGACCCAAGUGAUUGAGUGCCAUCGUACCAACGAGCAGUUGGAAUACGAACUUGAUGUGCUCACUGCCUAUCAAAAUAAAAACAAGAAACAAGCUCAAGAGCAACGUGAUCGUGAGCGCAAAGAGUUAGAGAAUCGUGUAAACGUGCGAAGAGGUUUACUGGAGAGCAAAAUGAAUGCGGAGUUGCAGCAGUUCAAUCAGGAGCGUGCUGAACGUUUACGUAUCAAACAAGAGAAGCAUGCCAGAGAACUGGAAGCUUUCGAUCAGGAAUCGCUUGCGUUAGGUUUCAGCGCUCUAUCACUCAGCGAAGUAUCGCGCGAAACAUACCCCGACGAGGAGGGUAGCUUAUCAGGGUCCAUGAUCAGUUUAGCGCAUAGUAAUAGCUCUACAAGUUUUCCGGCUGGCUCCCUAUAGCAUAAAAACAUUAAUAAGUAUAAACACGGCAAUUUUAUUACAACUAACAUAAUUUCAAUAACAAAGAAAGGAUUUCGUAAUUCUAGUGAUGAUGGUAAAAACCAAGUAAAAGAAGUAAUGUAAAAAAGGAAACUCAAAACAAACAAUUAUAACUAAACACUAAUAAAAAUAACGAAUACAUUAAAAAAGGUAGAAAUACUUAUAAAAAAGUUAUGAACAAGUGAGUGAAACAAAACUAAUAAUAAAUUAAAAAUAUAAAAACUGAUUGAAGCAAACAUAAUACAUACAUAUAAACAUCAAAAGCAUAAUACGUAAUGGCAGUUAUCGCCGGUUCAUGUGUUUAAAAUUAAGUUAUUGAACUAAUUAAAGCAAAAUUGCAAUGGAGAAACAAAGCAAAGCAUAUAUUCAAGAUAUGAAAAGCGGUAAUGAAAUUUAAGAAAACAUAUGCAUUAGUGGCGAGUUUCUUAAGCUGUAGGCUUUGUAUAAGAUAAUCAAAAAGAGGCGUUCGCAAUAGGGCGCUAGUUUUUUAUAAUGCAGUAUAAUAGCGCUAUAAACGAAUGGAAAAAAUACAUACACACUGUCUUAUGUCCAUAUGUCUGCACGAAUGUUCGCUUACAUAUGGUGUUUACUCGUAUGCAUAUAAAGCUGGCGUGAAAAAAGGCAUUUCCUCUUCCAUCUAGUAUUUAUAUGAUACGAACUUUGGAUUAUCAUGCAAUGUUACUUUAAAAAGUAAAGCAAAACAGUGGUGUAUGCAGUCGCAUUAUACUACAGAGCUAUGUUUCAUAUAGACUGAUACAGUCGAGCUUCGAUAUCCAUGGUUAGGUUCAGAAUGCUGAGUAUAAGCAUGCAGCCAAACAUAAAUAUACAUCCAAUUGUAUAUUCAAAUAAUACUGGAACAAUUACGUAUGGUUGUAUGGUGUCUUUUUGUGCAGUACUCAGUUGUAUCGGUGUCCUUGUUAUUAUUUUCGAAAAAAAGCUUAACACUCUUUAAAAGUCGCUAAUAACAUGGAGAAUUUUUCUUAAUUUUCUUACUGUGAUAUUACAUAUCAAAGAGUGCAACAUCUUGGGUUUUGUUGAUAUAUACAUAUGUGUAUAUACAAUCGGAAACAGUAUGAAAUUGUAAAAUUUUGCAUACAUCAGCCUGUCUGUCCCACAGUUGAGUCUAGUCCCCUUCAUUAGAAAUUUUAAUAUUUAGAAAUUAUUUUGAUUUCUUGAUAAGUGUAGCUUUUGGAAAACUCAAUUGCAGAAAAUUUGCUACUUUUAAUUGUUAUGUUUAAAAUAUUAAAUUCAUAUUUGCUUUUUAAUAGUAAUUUAUCCCCUUAAUGAAAAAGUUUAGUCAAGUUUUCAGCACUGGCCAUAUCUGAGAGCUGCUCGGAAUCCCCUAGUUUGUCCCACUGGUGCUUUCAGUAUUGUCAAAUCCUUGUGUAAGCUGCUCGUAGGGAACUUUUGCUGCUAAAAUAUGUAGUUGAGUUAACAUUCCAUUAAAAUGAGUUUGAACUGUGCACAUCUUUUGUUGCUGUAAGAUCUGUAAAUCCUUUUAAUCAUUAAAUGAUACCGAAAUCAAGCAAGUUUUAGGAAAACAUGAGGUUUUCAAAGUUGAAACUUGAUAUUAUUGGUGGAAUCCCUCAAAUAUUGUAUCCUUUUUAAACUAAAAAUUAUUUUUUUCUUUGCAUAAAUCUUAAAUUUGAAAAUCAAGAGAAGCUUAUAUGAUUAAGAUACGGUCGAGUAUCGUCACUGAGCAUAUAGUCAAUGCGUUCUGGAAUUUGCAAUAUUUAAUAUUCGCCAUUAUCUGUAUAUUUUGACUGCGUUGGUUUGUGAUUACGAUUUCGCUUUCCUAUUUAGAGUCGCCCAUGUUUUAUAAGAAAUUAUGAAUAUGAAAGUAUUGUGAAAUGCAUAGAAAAAGUGAAAUGUUUGUAUAUCAAGAAAUUCGAUAAUAACAAAAUAGAAAGGCAAAUUAGGAUAUUUAAAAUAAAAUUAAUUUUUUGAAAAUUAACAAUUAGCCAAAAUGUUGUGUUAAUAUAAUAUUACGUAAUUUUAGUAAACAAAUUAAUAUUGUAUAUUUGUUCAUGUUUUAUUCUUUUCUAUUAUUUUUUGUUGUUGAAUUGUGUGGUGAAAAAGGUUGCAGCAGCAUUUAUCCUAUCCACCGAUUAAUGAAUUGCUUUGUACGUCAUUUGUUCAGUUUUGUGCAGAGUUGAAAAAUGUAUACCUAUAAGUGAGCAUACAACAACACAAAUUUGUAAAGACCAUAAAUAGAAAAAACUAUACAUCAUUAAACAAACUUAAAACUUCUAUAAUAAAGCUGCCGAAUAAUAAAUAUGGAGAGCUCUUGAGCAUAUAACUUGAAUGAGGUGUGAAACGCCCACUAAAACCUAAACUGUGUACAGUACUUUAUUACAAAUAUUUUAAAUAUAAUUAUAUUAUGUUCACGGAGGAAAGGAUAACAGUAUUGUUAAUACGAUUUGAAUAACAACAAAUGAGUCAGUCAUUGAAGUACUUCAACACUAUUGCUCCGCUGAUUUCUACUUAAUGAAAAUAUCAGUAGAAUACUAUCACAUAAAUUCAUUGAAAAAUAUAUUGUAUUACCAUUUAACGCUACAGUUGUUGUUCCUUUCCUCUGCUUCAUUAAAUAUUUAUUUUAAAUAAGCACUACAAGUUGUAAUUAACAAUGCAAAUGCAAUUUCCACAUAUAAAAAUGUGUAAAAUAGAUUCCACGCCAGCAAAAAUCGACCAAUUAUACCAAUUAUAAUUAUUAAAAUAACAUAAACAAAGCAAAUCUAAAACACAUUUCUAGUAGUUUAGUUUUGUAGUAACAUACAAUUUGUAAUAAUACAACAAAAAUAAAUUCAUAUACAUACCUAUAUAUAUAUAUUAAUAUAUAUAUUAUAAAAAAAAAACCAACAAAACUUAGAAACAUAUUAAGGAACCAUAAGAAAAACUUUAUGUUAAAAAUAUUGAAAUUCAAAUUUAUUUUAUUUUUAUGCUAGAUAUAAUAAAAUCGAAGAUAACAAAUUAAUAAGUCUAUAAAAAUAAAGACGGCAAAAAUCAUAUAAAUUGUUUGUUUAUUUUUUGUUGUAGUUGGUAAAAUAAAUUAAAACAUUGUCGAAGCUAUUUAGUAUUUGAAACCAUAGCAAAUCAAAACCUGGUAUUUGGUAUGUUACUCCGUAGAAACUGAGAGCCAGAGGAUAUGUGUAUGUAAGAAUAAGUUUUACAAUGUAGUCACAUGUGAGAAAAUAUUCCUCGAUUUCUUCCCAGCAAAUCGAUGUCUAUUGUUAAAAAUUUGUAAAUUUGAAAAUAUAUUUGGACUAAAAUAAUUUAUUUAAAAAACAAAGCAUUUAAUCGUAAAUUAAAAUCAUUAAAGUGGUAUGGCAGACCUAAAUAGCUUCACUUAUACGGUAAGACAGAAUUUAACUAAAACACAACUCUGCCGCGUAUAAGCGUUCUCAUGACAGUGUUUUCUACGUAGCCAGAACGGAGCUAAAUUAUUACCCGGCCAAGGACUGGCAAAUUCGCAAAAUUUCUCCAAAUUAUUCGGAAAAUGUUUUAAAUGGUGUUUCGAUUGGCCAAAUAAGUAUGUCUACAUACAUGUUUGGUAAAAAUGUUAAUUGUAACUCAUUUCUUUGGAAUGACAGUGUGUUGUCAAAUAUCCUAUAUAUAGUUUAAUCAGCUAUAUUAUAAAGAGCGAAGGGGUUUGUCUACUCAAAUUUUAACGAAUUGAGCCAGAUCAGAUAUUUUGUUAUGUUUCUGCAAUAUCAACAAAGGCAGGGAAUAUAUUAUUCUAAUUCCGGAUAUCACGUCGCAUUGGAUGGGAGUUAUCUGCGUUCUACUUUUAAGCACAGAUACUGUUUACUUUUGAUCGAGGGUAAAUAUUAAAAUACAGGUGAACUUCUUUAACUCGAAUCACCAUAAUCCAAAAAAAACUUCGAGUUAGAGAGACUUCUAGUUAUAGAAGUUUUCAUUAAAAAAUACAAAUUUUCAAAAAGCUGUAAAAUAUUGUUUUAUACAGUUUUAUUAAUGUCAUUUGCAUAAAGUUUUAUGUAUGUAUGUAUGUAUGUAUGUAUGUAAUUGGCGUAGGAACCGUUUAUCCGAUUAUAGCAGAAUCGAUAAUAACGCGCCAUUCUUCUCUUUCCCUUCCAGGAAUUCGGCGCCAGUUGGAAAAAUGUUGUAUGUACUACAUACAUACGUUCAAACGUAUAUUCUGCAAUUUUGUUUGUUGUUGGUUGCUAUUGUUUGGCUCUUGACGCCUGUACUCCAUGCCUUUGUAACAAGAUUUAUACAAUCCAUAAGUAUAAUAUAUCAUAUUUUUUGUUCACAUCAACAUGUCAACACGAUGGGGAGUCCCUGUCUCCUUUGAAAUUCUGCCUUGAUACUAAAAUUUAACAUUUUUUAUUAUACCCUGGUCGAAAAGUUCGAUUUCUAUUGUCAAUUCAAGAGUUCGAGUUAUGGAAGUUCAACUGUAAUUGUUAUAAAUGUAUAACAUAAAAUACCUUAGUAUGAAUAUAUGUACAUAUUUUAUUAUAAUUUAGUAUAUAGUUUUUUAUAUUUUAUAUUCGUAAUAUUCAUACAUAUCAAUACAUGUUUAGGUCGAUUAUGACAUCAAGCUAUUCAUAAAGCUAUGUUUAUUAAUAAUUUUUGUAGUGGCUAUAAUGAAUUCAACAUUAUUAUCCUCUUGUUGUGAUAAAAACCUCAGGGCUGCAAUUUCCGCAAAAGUACAACCGCCCACGAAAAAUACCAAAAUAACACGAGGAAUAUUAAGAGCAGAACCAUCUAUUGGCGUCGAUGAGUUGUGACGACCACCUAUACCUAUUAGUUGAGCUUGAAAAUCUUCAAAUGUUGGUCCUGGUAAGUUGUUAAUUUGAC
Zeugodacus cucurbitae (melon fly) is the source of this 8132-nucleotide messenger RNA. RefSeq names its product serine/threonine-protein kinase Tao (gene Tao). Gene Ontology annotation, molecular function: protein kinase activity; ATP binding. Bases 261 to 3275 code for a protein of 1004 amino acids. The transcript is spliced from 13 exons. Gene Ontology annotation, biological process: protein phosphorylation. Lineage: Eukaryota; Metazoa; Arthropoda; Insecta; Diptera; Tephritidae. The record is from RefSeq and is a predicted model, not a curated record.